AUGUCCCAAGAAAGGGAGGGUAUCGGACCCCAUGCCAUGUGGGGUUGUACACCUGCCCAAGAUCUCCUGCGAGACUCCCCGCUGAAAGGACAGGCUAACAUUCUGAUCUGCCAACCUGGCGACAUAGGGCAUGUUCUGAGGACAAUCGGCACGCGAAGGGGGCACCCUCAGCACACGAUCCACCUGUACAUAUGGGAACGCCAGAUCGAGGUGCUGGCGCGCCAUCUACUUCUUUUGCAGGUCGCGCAGGAUUGGGAAUUGCCGAUACGGCAGAGAGCCAAUGUCUUUCUCGAGAUAUUCGGGAAUUGCUUAGUCCAGGAUCGUACCAGCCGCUACAUUGCUCGCCUAGGGAAGGAACUAGUGGGCAUGCUAUUCUCGACAGAGGACGUGCCUGACAUACUGGAUCUCUCACUACUCAAGAACAGAGAGAGAGACCAGCUUGAAGAGGUUUUCAAAUCAUGGCGCUGUGAUGUGCCUUGCAACGUGACGGCCCUUCGCGAUGCCCGCCUUAGGAACUUCUUCGGUGUGCGAUACGACCAUCGCAAGAACUUGGUCGACUGGGACUACACCAAUCGGCUAAAACAAGUUGCGAGUAUCAUCCACCAUACCCAGUACAGGAGCUGGCGCUUGGAAGGUAUCGCGUACGAGUUCGGGGACCAAGUCUAUGACAAGCCUAACCGCACUAUGGUCAGUUACGCCGAGGGGAUGAUGGUCAAGGGUGAACACCGAGGCCUGAAGAAGGAGAUGAGGGGUUUCUGGCUGGACAUCCGCGUUGGUCCGUUCAUCACUUUCGGAGUAGACUGCGACCGGCCGAACCCAUUCGCUGAGGAGCUGUUCAACGUUCUUAAUAAAGGCACAGGGACGGAACAACACAGGCACAACACGGCUGAAGUGGCUGUCUACUCGACAAUAUCCUACUUGUGGGGACUGGAAACGCGAGGACACUACGCCAUGACGAAGGUAUCUCCAGCAUCCGGUGACGGUGUCAAUCUGAAGGGGCAUGCUCGAGACCCAAGCCCUGCUGAAGAUCAAAGCUCUUCUGGAAUAUCCGAGCAGUCUCGCCACGCCACCGACGACAGGACUGAUGUAAUUCGCCAGGAGCAGGCUCUCGAAAGGGCUCAGUGUAUCGUGGAGACUUUUGACGGCGUCAAGGUGUUCCUGCUGUCGGGCGACCUCGAUCGACACUUGUCCAAGCCCCGCUUCAAACACCUCUUCGACCGAGUACAUAUGAGUCUGACCGCGGUGGAUGCUGCGGGCAGCGCGUGUAUUAACGAGGCACUGGCUGAUGAAGCUGUCGUCACGAUGGACACUGGCCGAUACAUGAUCCCCUUCAACAAAGACCAACAGCGCAAUUUCGUGGAGAGGACGUGCAGCUUGGCAUCCGGAAGGGGCUGGAAACCUCUAUUCGGUUCGCAACGUUCGAGUGAAGGCUCAGCGACACCUGCAAACGAUGCGGCACUAAACAUGGACAGGGUUGGCUUCUCGUUCACCCGAAAACCCGUGUUCGGUUAA
Ectocarpus siliculosus is the source of this 1512-nucleotide messenger RNA. NCBI's taxonomy places the organism in Eukaryota, Phaeophyceae, Ectocarpales, Ectocarpaceae. The record is from the annotation of a GenBank genome assembly.